This is a messenger RNA of Catharus ustulatus (Swainson's thrush), 2568 nucleotides long. It is a transcript of the gene RITA1, whose product is annotated as RBPJ interacting and tubulin associated 1. The coding region runs from base 1 to 747 and encodes 248 amino acids. NCBI's taxonomy places the organism in Eukaryota, Metazoa, Chordata, Aves, Passeriformes, Turdidae. Gene Ontology annotation, biological process: negative regulation of Notch signaling pathway; Notch signaling pathway; nuclear export. The record is from RefSeq and is a predicted model, not a curated record. Gene Ontology annotation, molecular function: tubulin binding. The transcript is spliced from 3 exons. Gene Ontology annotation, cellular component: cytoplasm; nucleus.
AUGCGGGCGGCGGGGCCGCUCCGGGACGGCGGCUCCGCGGGCAGCGCUGCCCGCUCUCCGCGGGGUCCCCGGGGCCGCCGCCGGGUGCGGCCGUCCUUCGUGGACGAGUCGCUGUUCGGUCACCCCGCCGGGGCCCGCCCGCCGCCACCCGCCUUCCCUCCGCCCUGGGCGGCUCCGUCAGCCGGCGGCUCCCGGCCCGGCGGUCCGUGCAGGCCCCGCAGCCACGCUCCGUCCUACUGUGACGAGACCCUGUUUGGUGCCAAGCCCCCGGGUGCUGCCUGGGCAGCUCCGCGGAUGAGGAAGGAGGAUGUGGCCAAGCUGCAUUCGCUGCUCUGGAGCCCCCCGCCUGCCCCCCGGAGCCAGCCUGGCCUCUCCGCACACUGCACGGGCACUCCCCUGCGAGCCGUCCACCCCCCGGCCUCCGCUCCUCCGGCCACGGCCGAGCCCGGCCGCACGGACACGUUGUGUGGCUGGAGGCAGCCCGGGAGCGAUGCUUGCCCCAAAGGCUGGGGUGCUCCUGGCAGAGGGCGUUCCCAGUCUGUCAGCCGGCUGAGCACCCCUCCGGACAGGAUUCGCCUGCCUUCCAGCCUCGGCACAGACAGGUGGAAGAACCAGAGCGCUCCAACCACCCCUGCUGCCCCGCAGGGCACUGUGGUGAGGGCUCGGUCCAACAGCGUGUCCGGAUCUCCUGUGCUCCGCAGUGCCAAGGCAGCAGGGGGCUGCAAAGCCAGACCCCCCUGGAAAUGAUGCCAGGCGUCCCUCUGGAUGUACAUAUAGCCUUAGUCUGCCUGAGGCCUCCCUGUCACCAAGCCCAUGAGGACCCUGGGCUUUUCUGUGGCUGGAAACGAAGGAUGGGGCUGUUCCACGCUGGAAGACAAGCCGGGAGCCAAAGGUAUUGAGAGACUGCUCUGAGCACCCCACAAAAGGUUCUCUUCUCCAGGAAAUGAGCUCCAUCCCUCUGCCUCUGUGCACAGGAUGUGCCUUGGUGUCUCCUGCUGUCCUUGCUUUGUGUCACCAACGCCUCCUCUGACAAAGCAGGACAAGGGAGGACGAGCACUGAGGUGAGGAAAGCACUGCCCUGUGUCCUGCUGGCAGUGGGAUGGUCCCAGGCUGGAUGGGGUUUGUGACAGAGAAGGAUUUGCAGGGAUUUUGGCAGCUCGUGGUGGUGAGGAGGUGCUGAGUAGAUCCAUAAUUGUGUGGCUGGUGCUGAGGGCUGUGAGGUGCUCACAGCAGUGCCACAGCGUCACCAAAUAAGCGCUCCGAGACAAACCUGGGAUGUGUGGGAUGCUGCUGAGUGAUCUGGGCACCUCCAAUGCUCCUCCACUUCCUUUGCUGAGGUGGGAAAGAGCAGCUCUGUCUGUGUGGAGGUGGAUAAAGGACAUGGGGUGGGGGACCUGGGGUUUGCAGUCACUGCUCCCUGGGGAGGGAGGCUGCGGUGAGGAGCUGCUGAGGUUGCUGGGCGUUUGGUAACUCCCAUGCUGAGGGAAACACUCAAAUUCACCCAAGGACACACCAAGCCAGGUUAAGAGCAUCAUUCUGCCCCCAGAAAUGAUUUUAUUGCACCCUGACCAGCAGCAGGAUCAGGCCUUGACACACUCCAGCACGUGGAGCUGGAACCAGCACUGAGUGGAAUUCCUGCUCAUUUCUUGGCCUGAUAGGAAGCAAGAAUAACCUGACGUUAUUGAAACCUGAGAAGGUGAGUGAGGAUGUUUGUGAUUAGCUCCAAGCUCUCAAAUCUCCCUGUGCUUCCCAUUGAGGCAAUCCAGCAGCUCUUCUCCACCUGGGGUAAAAUCGGAGGGACAUGAAAGAAUCGUGGCUUUCUCAGAGGAGGGGUUGGGAGUGCUGCUGUCAAUCCCAGCCUGAUCAGCUGCCUUUGGGAUGUGGGCACAGUGACGGGCAAGCUGUGGGGGCUGCAGGUCUCACUGGGCUGGGAGAGAAUCCAUUUGAGAGAUUUGGACACUAGGUGGAGACAAGAGGGUUGAGGAAGGAGCAGGAAUGCUGUUCCCCAGCAGCAGGUGGGAGAUCCAGCCAGGCGGGCCCUCAGCAAACUGAGGGAACUGCCCUGGAAUCUAAGCAGCAGAGAAAUGAACCAGCACAAUCUUGGAGAGUCCUUGGGAGGGGAAGCAUCGUAAAAUAAGGAGAGAUUUUAUCUGAAAAUCAAGUUGACAGAUGCCUGUGUUGGCAGGAUUGGCCGCUUUACCCCCACUGCUGUGCUCGGGGCCCAAGGAAUCAGUGGGGUAACUAGAGCCCAUCUUAUCAGCCACACUUUCCUGUCCCACACUGGCCCAGGUAAUCACCAAGGGCUUCAGGAGGUCAGAACUGGCACUUCUUGCUAUUUACACGUGAGGACAAUGUUGCUUAAGUAUAAAUGGGUUGUUUGCAUUUUGUUCUGUGAUUCUCACUCACAUUGGUGCUUUACUGUUGCCCUGUCCUCUUGUUCUGCCAGAGCUGUGCAGCCCAGCGUGAGAGCAAAACCUGCUCUGUUACUGCUGGAACUGGUGCUUGUGUGGAAAAAACCCACAUUAAAUCUGAAUAAAACGAGGUGGGGGGAAUGUCCGGUUGUUUCCU